Messenger RNA from Biomphalaria glabrata, 5046 nucleotides. Its product is annotated as signal transducer and activator of transcription 5A-like. NCBI's taxonomy places the organism in Eukaryota, Metazoa, Mollusca, Gastropoda, Planorbidae. Gene Ontology annotation, molecular function: RNA polymerase II cis-regulatory region sequence-specific DNA binding; DNA-binding transcription factor activity, RNA polymerase II-specific. The transcript has 22 exons. Bases 165 to 2543 code for a protein of 792 amino acids. The record is from RefSeq and is a predicted model, not a curated record. Gene Ontology annotation, biological process: defense response; regulation of transcription by RNA polymerase II; regulation of cell population proliferation.
UGAAAUACAGUUUUAACAUUUGGUUUGCAUGUGAAUAUGUUGAUAGUAUAUAUAGUGUUUGGAUCUUUUUUCAGUAAAAAGUUGGAAUGAGUUAAAACUUCUAUACAUUUGAAUUAUGUUUUGGUAUUUUUUUCUUCAUAAGUGGUAUAAUUGUAUUUAAAAAAAUGACUUCUGAACUAAUAGAUGGAUUUUUUGAGAACAGCAUGCAGGUAGAGUUUAAAGAAUGUAGUGUUUUACCUAAAGUCUCAGUAUUACACAGAUUCAUGUCACAGUGGGCCAAGGUUGAGCGUAGCUCAAACAUCUUCCGGCAAAUGCAACAGUAUUAUCCACCUCAUUUCCCUUUGGAAGUGCGGUACUUUUUAUGUGAAUGGAUUGAGGAACAACAGUGGGAUGAAAUAGAUGAAAUUAAUCCUGAGCAUGCAAAACAAGUUUUGGACAUAAUGUUGGAUUUGCUACGCCAGAAAGCAGAAAGUCAAGAGCAUUUCAUUGUUCGCAUUAAGUUGGAGGAAAUUUAUCAAAAUCUACAGAACUAUAUUGAAACCAAUGCAUUAGGAAUGGUUCAAGUGAUUAAAAACUGUUUGGCAGCAGAAAUAAAAUUUAUAGAACAAGCUGAGCAAGCCAUGCAGCAGCAGCAGAUUCAAAAAGCUUUGUCUGAGCAUCACAGGAUCAAUGAUCUAAUUAUGAAUGAAAUUCAGAACUUAACCAGGAGAUUGCAGAGCUCAGAAAAUGAUGUUAAAAACUUACAACAUAAGCAAGAAAUGUGUAUCAUAGAAUAUAAUAAAAUGCAGAAAUGUGCAGGUUUGCUUCAACAGUUGAGUAACAUGCCAAAUUCACAGGAGAAAAUUAACAAAGAGGCUCAACUGAAACAGCAGAAGGAACAGAUUGAUGACAAGUUAACAAAAAUGGCUCAAGAGAUUCUUCGUCAUAGAAUAGAGUUGUCUAAAAAGUUUGAGCAGACUAUGUUUAAACUUCAAGAGAUCCAGAAAGAAAUAUUAGAUAAUCAACUUGUCGCUUGGAAAAGACAACAGCAGUUGUCUGGAAAUGGUCUGGUUUUGGACAGUGUCAGUAUUGAAACAAUACAGAAUUGGGUUGAGAAUCUGGCUGAACUCAUUUGGCAGAACCGCCAACAGAUCAAAAAAUGCUCACAACUCCAACAACAUUUGCACAUCAUGUUUCCUGAAGGUACGGAGGACAUGCUGCCCAAACUAAAUGAUGCAAUCACUAGGAUUCUUUCAUCAUUAGUUACCAGCACCUUUAUCAUAGAAGUUCAACCACCACAAGUUUUAAAAAAAGAUGCAAGAUUCGGAGCUGUUCUUCGGUUUCUUGUGGGGAAAACUUUGAACAUACAUAUGAACCUGCCUCAAGUUAAAGCCACUAUUAUAAGUGAAAAUCAAGCUAAAGAAUCGAUGAGCAAUGGAGUUAAGACCAAUAAUAAUACUAGUGGUGACAUUUUAAACAAUACUGGCACCAUGGAGUACCAACCAACCACAGGUCAACUGGGUAUCAGUUUUAGAAAUAUGCAAUUAAAGAAAAUAAAAAGAGCAGAUAAGAAGGGAACAGAGGCUGUGACAGAAGAAAAAUUCUGUAUUUUGUUCCAGUCAGAGUUUAGUGUGGGCAGUAAUGAAUUAGUCUUUCAAGUCUGGACGUUAUCUCUCCCUGUUGUGGUAACUGUCCAUGGGAACCAGGAAUGUAAUGCCACAGCCACAGUAUUCUGGGAUAACGCUUUUGCUGAAGCUGGUAGAGACCCAUUCUUUGUUCCUGAUCAAGUGGAAUGGAGCAGACUAUCAGAGCAGUUGAACUUAAAAUGUAUUGCAUGUACAGGCACAUCUUUAAGUCAAACUAAUCUGGCCUACUUAGCAACUAAAUUAUUUGGUAAUAAAGAUCCUAAUACUUCACUGGUUUCAUGGGCACAAUUUAAUAAGGAUCUAUUACCCAACACUACUUUUACAUUCUGGGAGUGGUUCUUUGCGAUUAUAAAACUGAUCAAAGAUAAUUUGAAAGAUUUUUGGAAUGAUGAUGCUAUUGUAGGAUUUGUGAGCAAAAAUCAGGCACAGGAUUGGCUAUCAAAGAAACCAGUUGGAACAUUUCUUUUAAGAUUUAGUGAUUCACAGCUAGGAGGCAUAACUAUUGCCUAUACAGGUCUUAAACAGGAAGUUCUGAAUUUAGCUCCCUUCACUUCAAAAGACUUUCACAUUCGAGGCCUUGCAGAUAGAUUGAAGGAUUUGGAUAAUUUGGUUUAUCUUUAUCCCAACAAACCCAAAGAUGAUGUUUUCUCCAAGAACUAUACUUUAACAGAUGAGGGUACAACUAAAAAUGGCUACAUCCCAUCACUCAUUAAGAUUACAUUACCUAACGGUUUCCACCACACUGCAGAAUCAGAAAACAAGCAGCCUUGCUCUCCAGAUGUUAUCUAUGAGUCCACUGAAAACUCAUUGCAGAAUAUGGAAGAACUUCCAUUAAGCCCCAAUAUGAAUCAGGAACUAGACACAGACUUUCCCAACAUGAUGGCAGACCUCCUACUGAGUAGCAUUAUGUCAUCUUGAACAUUUCAGCAUUACUUUCUCCUACUUAGGAAACUGCCCUGUGUUCAACUAUGAACAAAUAUUACAUAACAACUGGAAACAGAGUUGCUAUAUUCAUUUGCUUGAAUAAAAUAAUAACAAACAACAUUCAAGUUCCUCUGAGUGUAUGACAAUUCAUUUUCAUGCCUUACUUCUGCUUCUAAGUAACUGUGAUGAACUCUGCUAACUACAAUUUGUGCUAGAAAGUGCAUUGACUGCACUAGGAACACAAAAAAUUUAAGUAAAGAUCACUUGGGAAAAUAAUAGUUCAAAGUUGUUAAGCCCUUGGCUUUUGGGAUACUCUUUAUUCAGAAUUAGGUGGUCCUGUUUGAUAUAGGGGUGUGGCUUAAUCCAAUAGCUACUUUUCCGGUUUUAAAAGUAACGUUUAACUCCUAAGCAAAGAGGACCUGAAUUCAAACACAUUUCUCAAGCCAACACAAUAACCACUCUGCUAGUGGCAAGCCUAUGAACAUGAAAGAUUGUAUAGUUAUUUAUUGUUUCUAUAGUUCUCAUCCUAUUUUUCAUGUUGUGUUCCCUAAGACUCAGACAAUGUCCUAUCAUCUUAUACCACCACUUCAGUCAAGUUUAAUUUUUUUCCCUUGUUUGAGGUACCAAACUAAAUAAUGAAUGAAUUUUUUUUUUUUUUUUUACUGGUUAUUAUGUUGUCAGGUAAAAGAAAUAAUUGUGCAAAAUUCCAGCUUGAUCCAAGAUUGGGUGUGGGAGAAAUAACUUGUACAAACUUUUUACCAAACAGAGUGAGUUGAUAUAAGCUUUGUAAAAACAACAACACUACUGGAAAUUUUUAAAAAAUAAAUUCCCCAACAAAAACAAAGUAAUAAAGUUGUUUUUAAUGCUUAUUACACCAGGAAUAAAGCAUCAAAAUAAUCAAAGGAAAGGAAAUCUAAAAAAAAAUAAAAUAUUAAUACUAUUGCAACACCUCCCAUGGAUAAGAACAUAAGUAUAAUUUUAAAUAAUCAUAUAAAAAUUCCUUACAAAAAUGCAUAGCUUCCAUUUUCCUCAUCAGAUCUCUGGCUGUUUGAUAUUUCUCAAAACUAACAGAAGAAAUAUCUGUUUCCAUUAGGGUCUUGUUCCACUUGUUAAGCACUUUAUUAUUCUUAACUGUUUUGUUCAUAUUUGUAAUGAAUCUGUAUUUGAAGUUAUGUAUUUGUUAUCAUAAUAAAAUGUCUUUUAUUUGUGUUAUUUGACGUUAUCAUAAAAUGUCUGUAAUACUUGUGUCUGAAACCACUUUUGUCUUCCUGUGAUUUUAUAAAUUAUGAAAAAAUAACUUGAGAUAUGUUUUGUAUUUUUUUCAUUUUGAUGUAAAUAGCUUCCCUAAAUUUAUCCUGCAUUACUUUCUACAAUUGUCUCAAAAGUAUCAUUUUGUUACUUUCUAUAACUUUGUACAUUAGUCUCAAAGCAUCAUUCUGUUACUGUCCACAACUGCAUUUCACUGGCCAGUUAAUGUCUUUUCAAACAGGAGGUCACAUUCAGUAGUGGACUUGAAAGAUUGAUAACCAUUAAAUUUAGCUUUAGAAACAUUUGAUUGUGUUAUUAACAAACAAAAAAUAAAAUCAGGCAGAGCUUGCCUUCCUCUUAUCUUGAAAAUGUGGCCAUUAGAUUUGUAUGUUUCUGUCAUGUUGAGGCCAUUAAUGUAUAUUGUUCAAUAGCAGAUUUUAUUCAUGCACCUAUCAUUUAUUCUUUAUUGUGAAUGGACAGUAUUCAUUCACACAUCAUUUAUGUUGUAUAAAUGAAUAGAGGCUAUUCAUGCACCCAUCAUAUACACCAGUGACAAACUUUUGUUUAAAAGCUGGUCAACAACUAAAACAAAAUAUUUUAACAGGCCAAAUACUUUUUUUUGUUAAAACUGUGAUAUGGAAUUUCUUUGUUAUUAUUAUAAUGAAACUAAUAUGAUGUAAGAAGCUGCAAAGUUUUUGAUAAUAGUUCAUCAAAAUUUGGUUGAAAUUGAGAUUUUAAAACUGAACUGAAGUGCUUAUUCAUUAAUCUAUUUAUGACACUGCUUUUUCAAGUUUCAUUAAUGAAAAAAAAAAAUCUAUUCACAAAUAUAUAGAUAGGUGAAUAUAAAAAACAUUGCACAAAUUCUCUGAACAUGUGAGAUUUGGAAAACUGGUUUUAACACUAAUCGAACUCUAAUUUUGGAACAUGUAGAAAUAAUUGUUGUGGUGAUUUUUAGAAUUGUAAUUCAUUUAAUUCAAGCCGCAUGUCUGGGUUCACUACUUUACAGUACACAAUAAAAGGUGUACACAAAUAUAUCAAUCUUUGUAUGAAUGCACGGAAGUAUUAAAAUAUUUUUUUCAAAUUUGCCAUGAAUUUUUCACAAUCCCUCUGCUGUCUUCCUUCAAAACAGUGGGUAGUUUGAAUCUCAUGAAGUGAAUUAGCUAGCUGAUUGGCUAAUAAAUAACAAAUAGCUUAAAAACCUUCAAGAUUGCCCCAAAUAUCGUCAAUAAAUUUAUUUUUUCCCCUUGUA